AUGACUUAUGAGAAGGAUUACCUAUUGGCUCUCAGGCCAUUUCCUGAGAAUCCUACUUCGCUACUCGGACAGCAUUGGCAUGAAAUCGUGAUAUCGUUUGCCUUCUACGAGGCGCUGUACUUUGUGUCUCCUCUGAUCUGCAGAACUAUCUUUGGGGAUCUUUACUCCAAGGACAGAUCCAAGAAGGAAAAAAUAAACUUUGACAUACACGUGGUGUCGAUGGUUCAGGCGUUGGCGUCGCUGGUGUUGUGCGUGCCAAUGUUCUACCACCCGUUGUACUUCUCGGGCGCCGUAUUUGGGUCUACUCCAUACGGAGGAUUGGUGGCCAGUCUUACGGUUGGAUAUUUCAUAUGGGAUUUGGUUGUUUGUGUUCAGCAUUAUUCGCUUUUUGGAUUCGGGUUUUUACUGCAUGCCGUCGCCGCUCUUUACGUGUUUCUGAUGACUUUUAUGCCUUUUAUGCAACCCCACAUUCCUUCGUUUCUGAUCUUUGAGCUCUCUACGCCUUUCGUCAAUGUCAAUUGGUACUGUUCAAGACUUCCGACAGGUUCCGUUCCCAACAAACUUAUUCUGAUCAAUGGUUUGUUGUUGAUGAUCUCUUUCUUCACAGUCAGAAUCCUGUGGGGAUUUUACGCUGCGGUUAACUCUUUCCUCCUAUGCCUCAAAGUCUGGGAUCAACUGCCUGUGUGGCUGCCGGUGAGUAUCUUUUCGCUGAACAUUGCACUUGACUGUUUGAACCUUCUGUGGUUUUACAAGAUGGUUUUGAUCGCCAAGAAGAAGGCCAGGGGAGCCAAGUCCAGCAAGCCAAAGGAACAAUAA
Messenger RNA from Kuraishia capsulata CBS 1993, 816 nucleotides. RefSeq lists its product as uncharacterized. Gene Ontology annotation, biological process: lipid homeostasis. Gene Ontology annotation, cellular component: membrane; endoplasmic reticulum. The record is from RefSeq and is a predicted model, not a curated record. The coding region runs from base 1 to 816 and encodes 271 amino acids. The transcript has a single exon. Lineage: Eukaryota; Fungi; Ascomycota; Pichiomycetes; Pichiales; Pichiaceae.